CCCAGGUUCAGCGAGUUACUGAAGCAGCGUGCAGGAGUCGGACGUGGAGAAAGUGUCGUUGUCAAGUGUCAAUUUUCUUGGGGUUUUUUUGGCACUUUGGUGGGGUUCCAAAACCCUUUGACCCUUUACAACCAUGAGGGAUUCGGAUCUACCUCCAAAUGCUCGUCUGCAUAUCGCCCAGCUGUCUGAGACUGCGAAUAAGGAGAAUCUCAGAGCUAGAUUUGAGAAGUACGGAACCAUAUAUGAAAUUUACGUCAAUACAAACAAAGGAUUCGGCUUCAUACAGUAUGCCAGUGCAGCGGAGGCAGCAAAGGCAAUAGCAGCUGAAAAUACGAGCUUCUUUGAAGGCAAACAUAUAGGUGUUCGGCUUGCCCAAAAAGACAGGUUUGGGAACACCAUCAAUACAGAUGAUAGAGGGAGACCGGCUGCUAGCAGAGGCCAGGACCCAUUCCUUGAUAGAGACAGAGAUAGAGAGAGAGACAGGGAUUUGGAUCGCUAUAGAGAGCGGGAUUUGCCACUUCGUGACCUGCCACUUCGGGGUAGAGAGCGUUCGCCCCACCGUGAUCGAUACGAUGACCGUUAUUAUGACAAAUUUGAGCGAGGCAGAGACCUGUAUGAGAGAGAUCGUGAGGACGCUAGGAGACGAGAUCAGUUCUUUGAGGAUCGACUUCCUCCCGUCAGAGAUCGCUAUGACGACCUGUAUCCACCAGAAGAUGACUACCGUAGGGAGGCUGUGUUCAGGGACAGAGAAAGAGACAGAGACAGGGACAGGGAGAGAGACAGGGAAAGAGACAGGCGGGAUCCCCUUGAGCGCGGACGUUCCAGGGACAUCCUAGACAGGGACAUCCUAGACAGGGACAUCCUAGACAGAGACAUCCGAGAGAGAGACGUCCGAGAGAGAGACAUCCUAGAGAGAGACAGCCUUCCAAGAGACAGUAGGGAUGCCUAUGACAGGAGGGCACCGCGUCACCCUGAACCAGCCCUCAUUGAUCCACUACCACCUGUCUCUGCCCCGCCACCCCUACCCUCAGCUGAGAAACCCAUCGAUUGUGAGAUACUCCUGAUGGGAAAGCACCUGAGGGAUUAUGCCGAUCUUGUAGAGCGUCGCGUCAAGGCGCUGUCCCUCAACACCGGCCUGCUGCUAAUUGCCAACGAAAGUUCCCUGACUCAGGCCCUGGAGGAUGUCACGAGACGUAAGGUCCUGUACGCUAUCAUCCUGACGUCACAGAACGAGGUGCACCGUUCUGUUACUCUCAACAUCCUGCACGGGAGCCCUCAAGAGCACAGAAACAUGCCGUUAGAAGAUGCCUUGGCGUUAGUCGAUCGUAACUUCUCCACUUAUCUCCAAGAUCGGGCAGUGCCAGUCAAGAGUUCCUCAAGCUCUGCCCCCGCCGCUCCAAUGGCCCCCCUCCCUGGGGAGCCACCGUUACCCAAGUCCCAGCCCCCACUCCCCCCUACCCCACAGCCCCCUGCACCCCCGGCCGCCCCUACCGCCUUGGCCAUUCCAGCGGUCGAGCUGACUAUCCCCCAACUUAUCAACCUGCUCGCCGAUCGCAAACAGCUUACGUUGAGCGAGAUGGAUAGGGUCAUCAGUCACUUACAGGCAGUCCGGCGUAAAAUGGCCAUUGAGCAGGGUCUGAAUCCAGACCCGCCUGCUGUGGCUAGCUCUGCCCCUGCCCCCACUAUCACCAAGAGUGUACAGCAACCUAUAGUUACCCCAGCUGUAGCCCCAGCCCCAGCGAAACCAGUGGACCCCAAACAGGCUGAGCUACAGGCCAAGAUUUUAAGCAUCUUCAACCCAUCUGGUAGCAGCAGCACAGCCGCAGCCACAUCCGCAGCCAAUAGGACAACAAUGGCUACGGCUCCUCAGCCGGUAUCCAGGCCUAGCAUGGCUGCUUCCUUUCUGCACGGUGGCAGUCUUUCAUCUGUAAAUGCAUCCCAGGCAGCCAAAGCUGCCCCUACCAGCAAGUCAGCCGGAGAUAUUAAUUUUGACAGUCCUGUCGUACAGAAGGUCCUGGAUAAGUUGAUACUGUCUGGACCGACGAUGUUGAAGAAACUCGCCACCUCUGCUAACGGGACAGCGUCGAUCAGCACCUUCAGUCGAACCCAGGCUAGUAACAGCAAAGGCAUCAAGGAUCCAAAGAGCCAAAGCAGGGUCACUCCUAAAGCUGGGCUUUCGAGGCAAGACAGCGACGCUCAGCUGAGAGCAGCACAGCAGGCUGCGCUGAAGACGCUACAGCAGCAAGAAAAUGCUACAAUGACCGUGCAAUCUAAUAUGACGCGGCAGAUCCCACCAACACCUGCAGCUGUGAUGCAGAACCAGUACCCGCCAGGGAUGGUGCAGUAUCCGCAGCCAGCACAGUAUCAACAGCAGCAAGCAGUGUAUCAGCAACAGCAACAAGCUGCGUAUCAACAGCAGCAGCAGCAACCAAUGGUCCAGUACCCACAGCAGCAGUACCAGCAACCCAACAUGCAGCAGCAACAACCUCUUGCUACCAGUCCCACACCGCUGUUGCCAGAUCCCAUCGACAAGAAAGGCAGGGGUUGGCCUCGUGGAUGGAACCCGCCCGGAGUACAGUCGACUGGUGGCCAGCAAACCGGUCACCAGCAGGGGUUUCAGUCCAGCGCUCAACCAAACCUUCAACAGAAUCCUCACAUGAAUCAAAAUUCACGCGCCUCUUACCAGCAGCAGCAGCAGAACAGAGGCUAUCUUGGCAACCGCUCGCAACCAAAGCCUCCAGGCAUUUAGAGAACCUCAACGCAUCCUAUCAGAGUUCUGCAUUCUCACUGUACAACACUUGUAUAUCUUCUAUUAAACCAGGCUGCAUCUGAACCUCUUGCCUAGAUCCAUAGUCCAGGUCUUUGUCAGUUACAAAAAUAUGGUAACAUGUAGAUGCAGCCAUAGCCCUGGAUCCUUAGGCCUGGCUAUGGCUUGAAAUUCCACACUAGUCAAUGAAAGCGUCUGCAGCCACUGCACAUUGACUUGUGUGUAAUUUCUAACCGCAGCCAAGUAAUGCAGACACUGCCUUAUUUGGAUCUGGCCUAAUCUUACAAUUACGUCUUGCACCCAGACUUCUUCCCUAAGAAUCAGUACACUUGUAGGAUAGGUCCAUCCUUCUGAAUCCUUCUGAUUCAGUUUAUCAAAUAUUCUUAAAUCCUUGUCCUUUAAUUCUUAGAAGAAACAAAAUCAAACUGUGACUUU
Patiria miniata (bat star) is the source of this 3202-nucleotide messenger RNA. RefSeq names its product nuclear receptor coactivator 5-like (gene ncoa5). The coding region runs from base 134 to 2749 and encodes 871 amino acids. Lineage: Eukaryota; Metazoa; Echinodermata; Asteroidea; Valvatida; Asterinidae. Gene Ontology annotation, molecular function: RNA binding. The transcript is spliced from 10 exons. The record is from RefSeq and is a predicted model, not a curated record.